Messenger RNA from Symphalangus syndactylus (siamang), 5036 nucleotides. It is a transcript of the gene SYTL5, whose product is annotated as synaptotagmin like 5. Lineage: Eukaryota; Metazoa; Chordata; Mammalia; Primates; Hylobatidae. Gene Ontology annotation, cellular component: exocytic vesicle; plasma membrane. The record is from RefSeq and is a predicted model, not a curated record. Gene Ontology annotation, biological process: intracellular protein transport; exocytosis. Gene Ontology annotation, molecular function: neurexin family protein binding; phospholipid binding; small GTPase binding.
ACCGCGUCUCACGAGGCACUAGGUCCUGGUACUUGCUGGGGGUGGGGAGGGAGAGGGGCGCACAGCGCCCAGAGGCGGACGCCAAGCGCGUGAGUCACUCUGCUCCCCUGGGUUAGGAGCGGGACUUUGCCUCCCGCCUGGGGUCUGCAUUUCAGCUCCAGCUUCAGCGACUCAUCCCAGCAGGCUGACCCCCUCCUGAGGCUGGACCAGCUGCCUCUCCGUCUAGGUGCACUGGCUGAGCGCCAUCAAUUAUACACAUUAAUGCAAUUAGUCAAGAUACAGAAGCUUGUAUUCCAAAUGAAAAUUUCCUACAUCUGAGGCAUCCGUAUAAAAGUGUUUUCUGCAUUCUGUCCCAGCGGAUCUGAUUCCUGUUCUGAAGAAUUGAAGUUGAGCAUCGUUAGUUAAAUUCAGCUGCUGCCUGACUGUACCCCACAGCAAAGGCUUUGGAGACAUUUUUCAGUUAAAACAAUAAUGACUUUCUUGGAGUGUAAUCCCAGUGGAGGCUGUUCUACCUAUAGCCUGAAAGAAUACUUAACUACCAUCCGCAAUUCUGCAGAGACCUUGUAAAAAACACACUUUACACCAAACAACGGAGUGAUUCUGAGUUGGUUGGGGGAACCUUAGUUGUAGAUAUCAAUUCACCUUCUUCAAGAUUCAACCACUGCUACUCAGAGCUGCUGCUGAAACACCAUGUCUAAGAACUCAGAGUUCAUCAAUCUGUCAUUUUUAUUAGAUCAUGAGAAGGAAAUGAUCCUGGGCGUCCUAAAGAGAGAUGAAUAUUUGAAAAAAGUGGAGGACAAGAGAAUAAGGAAGCUGAAAAAUGAACUCUUAGAAGCAAAACGUAGAAGUGGGAAAACUCAGCAAGAGGCCAGCAGAGUUUGUGUUCACUGUCACAGAAACCUGGGCCUAAUCUUUGACCGGGGAGACCCUUGUCAGGCUUGCUCACUGAGGGUAUGCAGGGAGUGUCGAGUUGCAGGCCCCGAUGGCAGCUGGAAGUGCACUGUCUGUGACAAAAUCGCGCAGCUAAGGAUUAUAACUGGUGAGUGGUUUUUUGAAGAAAAGGCAAAACGUUUCAAGCAAGUCAAUGUUCUCGGCACUGAUGUUGUCCGACAGUCCAUUUUAAGAAGAAGUCCAGGAGCUGAAGAAGUACAGAGCCAAGAGCAAACUCGCCAGGAUGUGGAAAAGUCAGACACCUCACCUGUUGCUGGCAAGAAGGCCAGCCAUGAUGGGCCCAAGAGAAAGGGAUUUCUUCUUAGCAAGUUCAGAUCAGCAACCAGAGGAGAAAUCAUAACUCCCAAAACUGAAACUGGGCGGAGCUAUAGCUUGGACUUAGACGGUCAGCAUUUUCGGAGUUUAAAGUCAGCUCCUGGUUCAGACAGGGGAAGCACUGGCUCAUCAGAUCUCAAUGACCAGGAACCUGGUCCUAGGACCCCGAAGAGCAGUCGGAGCAAUGGUGUGACCCCAGGCACUCAGAGGUCACCAGCCCCAAGCACACGAAGUGUGACCUCAGUCAUCAGUAGAGAGUAUGGUUUUGAAAAUUCCAUGGAUUUGGCUGCUAUUGAAGGUACCUCUCAGGAGCUCACAAAGAGUCACUGCAGAAACACUUCUGGCACACCUUCCAUAGCAGUGUCUGGAACCUCUCUCUCCUCAGAUCGGAGUCGAUCUGAGUUAGAUUUGAGUGAGUCAUUUACAGAAGACUUAGAGGAUACCGUAAGCAUAAGAAGCAAGUCUGUCCCUGGGGCUUUAGACAAGGACUCCUUGGAAGAGACUGAAGAAAGCAUUGAUGCCUUAGUGUCCUCGCAGUUAUCUACAAACACUCACAGUCUGGCAAGUGGUCUAUCAACUAGUUCUCAAGCAGGUUCUGACAGGAAGUGGACCUACCUAAAUGUGCCUGAUGCUGACUCAGACACUACCAGCCUUAAUAGCAUGAUGAGUGUUUACAGUGAAACGGGAGACUAUGGCAAUGUGAAAGUCAGUGGUGAAAUCCUUCUCCAUAUCAGCUACUGCUACAAAACUGGUGGGCUCUACAUUUUUGUCAAGAAUUGCAGAAAUCUGGCCAUAGGAGAUGAAAAGAAACAGAGGACAGAUGCUUAUGUCAAGUCAUACCUUCUUCCUGACAAGUCCCGGAACAACAAGCGUAAGACCAAAAUCAGAACAGGCACCAAUCCAGAAUUCAAUGAAACACUAAAGUACACCAUCAGCCAUACCCAGCUGGAAACAAGAACUCUGCAGCUCUCCGUCUGGCACUAUGAUCGAUUUGGACGUAAUAGCUUCCUCGGGGAAGUAGAGAUUCCUUUUGACUCGUGGAACUUUGAAAAUCCAACUGAUGAGUGGUUUGUGCUUCAACCCAAGGUGGAGUUUGCUCCUGAUAUUGGCCUUCAAUACAAAGGAGAGCUGACAGUUGUUUUACGUUACAUCCCCCCAGAAGAGAACCUGAUGCUUCCACCAGAACAACUCCAAGGAAAUAAAACUUUUAAAAAGGGAAAGAAGAAGGAGUCACCUGUAAUCUCUGGAGGAAUACUAGAAGUGUUCAUCAAAGAGGCGAAGAAUUUGACAGCAGUGAAGUCAGGAGGCACUUCUGAUAGCUUUGUGAAGGGCUACCUGCUCCCUGAUGAUAGCAAAGCCACCAAGCACAAAACCCUGGUAAUAAAAAAGAGUGUUAACCCUCAGUGGAAUCAUACAUUCAUGUUCAGUGGCAUCCAUCCCCAGGAUAUAAAGAAUGUUUGCCUAGAACUUACUAUCUGGGACAAGGAGGCCUUUUCCAGCAACAUCUUUCUGGGAGGAGUUCGUUUGAAUUCUGGAAGUGGUGUGAGCCAUGGGAAGAACGUGGAUUGGAUGGACUCUCAGGGGGAAGAGCAGCGCCUUUGGCAGAAGAUGGCCAACAACCCUGGAACUCCCUUUGAGGGUGUACUCAUGCUUCGUUCCAGCAUGGGAACAUGUAGGCUCUGAAGGGACCAGUUUUCCAAGAAUGAGGCCACCAGGGCCUAUCUGGCUGUCUUUUCCUACUAUUGGCAAACUGAGACCUGGGAUUCUGCUUCCCUGCCAUUUCUCACCUGACAGUGUUGGGACAUGAGGGGAGAGAUGUCAGUAGUAUGAACAUUUAGGGUCUUGUUGAGUGCCUAAAAAACAUAUAUUUCCAUCCAAUCAAGGCCUUCUUGAUUGGAUGAUAGAAAGUGUACCACUCUGUCCUGUCAACAAGCAAAUUGUGCAAAGGCUUAUAGGGUUUAUACCACAAAAUAAAUGGCACAAGCCUCCAUUUGCUAAUUAUAAGUUACUUUAGAUUUCCUCAAAUCCUUUGAAGAGAAAGAGGACCAAUGAGAAGGUAGACCACUUGAAAAGUUAGAAGAAAGGAUACUGGCCAACUUUUACUCACCCUAGGAAUCCACAUGAUCUCAAGAAGGCAUGGUGGAGAUGGUUGCUUGAGCAAGGGGAUUGUCCUGUUAUUGCAGCAAACUUGUGGAUUAACGAAGUAGUAUUUCAAGAUGGAUUGACAGGGCUUUCUAUGAUUACUAUAGAAUUUAUCAUCUAAAUCAGUUUAUUUUUUAGAACAAAGAGAGCUAAAUAACUACAUCAGAACAAUUGAUGUUGAUUAGAAUUGACCUGGGAAAAUUGGGAUGUAGGGUCACCCUACCGAUGACCUAAGAGAGCUCUGUUGUAAACAUUUAUUUUAUAAAAUGUUCUAAGCCAUUAACUAAAAGGGAAUGAGACAUAAUGGUCAAUUGAUACACCUUUUCACAUUGUGUUCACUGAUGAGACUAGUUUAAUGCAAAAGGAGGUACUCUACCUGCUAUUUUACUUCUGUUUCUCUUCUGCCCUGUCAUGGGAGAGAAUCAAAGACUCCAUCUGCUCUCUUCCCCCUUGUUUUCUCCUUCACUGAGUUUUUCUUAUCUCCUUUUGCAGUGGUUAACUAUUGCCACAAUAAUGCUGAAUGAAAAAACACACCAAAUGUCAGUGGCUUAAAAUGACAAUCCUUUUUCUCAUAGCUAUGAAGAUUGGCUAUGGCACCUCUCCUUCCUGCUACAGGCUUGAGGUUCUAGGUUGGCUUCUUAUGCCUCAUCCUCUUUAAGCCAAAGGGAUAGCCAGAGCAUCUUGAUGGCAGAAGUGCAAUAAGAUGAGCCCCACUGCUUGGGUACAUUUUCAACCGCUGGAUGUGUCAUGUCUACUGAUAUCUUAUUGGUCAAAGGAAGUCAUAUGGCCAAGAUGAAGAGGCAGGGAAAUAUGCACUGCCCACAGUGAAGCCAUGACAAGAGUGAGGAUGCAGGAAGGGAUGAAGAAUUGGGGCCAACAGUUCAAUCUACCAUACCUUCUCUCACCUGGAAUUCCAGAUGCUUAAGCUAUGAAAUUUAGAUGCAAAGAAAGUUAAAGUUAGAAGGAAACUCAGGCCCAGUUGCUCAUUUUGCAGAUUCCAAAUGUGAAUUUCAGAGAGCUGAGAUAACUUGCCCAAGGCCAUAUAGAGGCUGUGACUAAAUCUGGACUUAAAUCCAGGCUAUCAAUCUUAGGCCAGUGUUCUUUUUUCACUGUAGUCCUUGGCAUAAUGCUAUGCUUAUUAAGGUGGAUAAAAGGGCGUAUGUCAAGAAAUUUGGAGCAGAGUCUGAUUACUUGAGCAUGAACAUACCUGACCAAGGUAUGUUGUGGAGUCAUAUUCUAGCCUCUGAGCUCAUUUUUUCAUGUGAGUUCAUAUAAAAUCCUCCAAAGUUUAGAAACUAAGUUUUAGUAGUAACAGAGCUAGAAUCAUCUUCAGGCUUAUUCCUGCUAGUUGUUCCAUAUUUCUAGAUUUCAUCUUGAAUUUUGAAAACUGAUUUAAGAAUAUAUUUAGUAUUAUUAUUAGUAAGGGAAUAAGCAAUCCAGUUUCAAUUUUAUUCAGAAGUAGGUCACCUAAUUCUACAAAAUGGUUAUUAGUCUAGUGUUGCUUAGCAAGGUACUUAAAAGAAAAAACUGCACAUAUCCUUGUGCUGCCCUUCUUAAAAACAGAAAACAAAAAGUGUAAGAUCAUCAUUGCUUCCCACACAGGAAAAAUAAAAUGUCUUCAGACUUGA